AUGGCCUCGCCCCGACCUGGAUCACCAGAGGUCGCAUCUGAAUGUGGCAGCGUGGAAUAUUCCGAGGACGAGGAGCCCCAGAUAUGCCAGGCUACGAGCGUCUCCAUGACGGUUUCGCGAGCUGUUCUGGUCACGGUAGGAAAAAGCACUUUGUCGGUGGAUGCAUCCAAGGGAACGAGCCCCAAAUGGCCAGGCAUUGGGGGAAGCACUGUGGGAGACACUAAGAAGAAAGCUAACCAUCGUGGGCCACAAGGACGCCGCAAGACAGUUUAUGACGAGAAGGUGACUUUUUCGUCCGCCCAUGGAAAGGAAGAGGGAGAUCCGGUCAAACAAUUGCGACAAUCGCUGCAGGCGCCCAUAGUAGGGACAAUAGGGACAAUGGGUUACCCCGGUGACAAUGCUCGAUGUGAUAUGGACAACCGCAGUUACAACGAUAACACCAAUUCGCUACCAAGCAAUCUCGGGCCCUUUGUUCUCAAGCCCUGCUCCUUUGACGACCCGUCAACUCGAGAAUAUAACCCGAGCCACAAGGGGAACAAGUCUCGUUUGCUUGAAGGUCUGGCUGCUCAGGGCCAGGAAGACCAUCCAUAUCGCAUAGAGCACUGGGUAUCCGGUCUUUGCCUAGACAAUUUGCACGAUCCUGAGCUUGCUCUUCCGCUCCCCUCGCUCCCAAACAACAAAAAGCCUCCCCAAACAGACCUUGCUCCCACAGCCAACUUUGAUACUGGCGCCUCGCUGGACCAAACCACGAUGCCUAAGAAUAAAAACUCCGACAAAAUGCGCCACCACGGCAAGCAUACAGCACCUGUUGACGAUGCUAGAGCUAUCCGGGGCAAUUUCAUCCCCGUAUCCCACUCGCUCGGCUCCGUGGUCCCUUCUCCAAGCAUCGACCGUUCGCAGGGAGUUUAUCUGCAGUUCAGCCUGACUGAGACCCAGAUGGACCGUCUUACUGCAGCAUUGUCCCAGGAUGAAGGUGCAGAGCAAGCUGCUCGAGGGCGCCAUAUGGCCCAGAACGCAGGCCAGUUGAAGCAAACUACCAACAACGAGAACAAGCAUCCGUCAACAAGCAUGCGAUCCCGGUCGCCAACCAAGAUUCCGCGGGCAGCUAACACCCUUUCCCGAGACCGAUCUCAUUCUCCCAUCAAACAUACGAGCGGGGGCAGGAAUGUUGAUAAUCUUCGUGAGGCUUAUGAGUUCGAAGCGAGCCGGACACCCAAGUCCCCAGAAGCGCAAAAGGGCUAUCGUACCCCAAAGCAAUCCACUACUCCGGUGGCUUCCACGUCCUCGCCAACUUGGAGAGAUGUCCGGCAUUAUCCGACGCCCAUUGAUACAGAAAUUGCUCAGAAAAAUGCAAAGAGGGCUUCCAUGCAUGGACGCGAACAGGUGCCAGCCGUUACUCACAAUCCACUUGACACUUCUCGGUCGCCAUUCCUCAAAGCAGCCCGUUAUGCUCUGUCGGACGACACAUCUUCGGUAUAUUCCCAGGGAUCCGACGAAGUGUCUCCACUUGCUCCGAUAAGCCCGCUUCGCAUCAAGAAGGAAGACUUUCCUAAACAUAUCAGCGUGCUACAAGGCUACAAUGAAUGGAGACAGUCUCCCUGCUAUUCGGAUCCCGAAUCUAAGAAUUCGCAACACGUCCACUUCGAGAAAGGCUCUGUCAACAAUCAUCCUGGAACAGCAAAUGGGUCAUCCAGUGGUGGCACUGAGGGCACAUACAAUCCUCUCGCUCCUUACCUCAUGGCCCAAGACAGCUCCGCUCCGACCAGAAUGGCUUCCAAGAUCCUAAUCGGACAGAACGGUUGGCUGGAGGACACCUCGAAGAAGCAGCCCGAGCCCACCACGUCUCCCAGCAGAAAGGGUGGUUUCUUUGAUCGCCUCGUCGAGAAGGCAAAGGAGAUGGUUGACAAGGGCAGCGACACCAAAUCCCAGCGCAAGUCCCGAGAGUCAGACAAGAGCCAACCCGGCUCCGGCUCGCGCUCCCUGGCAAUCUCGUUGAACCCCCGCGAGCAGAGCUUGCUCUACUGCGAGCUCGAGUUUACGCUGGCAACAGCCAUAAAUGAGUACGUCAAGGCUCAGCUCAACGGAGGCCGCCUUGACCCUGAAAAGCUGCGCAAGAUUGCCGACAGCUGGCAACAGCGAGGCCGACCCAAAGUUGUCAGCUUCCGAUAUGACCUCGAGACGCAGAUCGAGUUGGUCAAGCUCCACGUGAACGAUUUCAUGUUCUACGGCCGGGCGGCGUCGAACCCCUCCAUCCUCGGAAUCCUCGACACGAUGAAGGUCGACGCGCGCGCCAUGCGCAUCCGCACCUUUUGCCAGCCCGAUACUGUCAUCGCCAAGCAGCUCCUAGACGCCCAAAAUCUGUUUGACCUCAUUGGUGCCCCUGAGCACCAGCAGAUCCAGCUGGCCGAGAUUGUCGCCUUUGUCAAGGCUGCCAUGGAGCGCGAGCGCCUGUUAACCCAGCAGCAGGAGUCGCAGCGCGAGUCGGCCGCCACCGGGCUGACUCCCCUCCGCCAUACCAAGAGCCAGUCCGGCGAGACGUGGCACGCGGCGAAUCAGGUCCGCCGCACGGCUUCGUAUGGAGUCAUCAAGGAGGGCUAA
Messenger RNA from Lasiosphaeria miniovina, 2598 nucleotides. RefSeq lists its product as uncharacterized. The transcript has 8 exons. Bases 1 to 2598 code for a protein of 865 amino acids. Lineage: Eukaryota; Fungi; Ascomycota; Sordariomycetes; Sordariales; Lasiosphaeriaceae. The record is from RefSeq and is a predicted model, not a curated record.